Messenger RNA from Mesitornis unicolor (brown roatelo), 511 nucleotides. It is a transcript of the gene DNAL4, whose product is annotated as dynein, axonemal, light chain 4. Gene Ontology annotation, cellular component: dynein complex. Lineage: Eukaryota; Metazoa; Chordata; Aves; Mesitornithiformes; Mesitornithidae. The transcript has 3 exons. The coding region runs from base 116 to 436 and encodes 106 amino acids. The record is from RefSeq and is a predicted model, not a curated record. Gene Ontology annotation, biological process: microtubule-based process. Gene Ontology annotation, molecular function: dynein light intermediate chain binding; dynein intermediate chain binding.
AAGCUGCUCUGCCUGUGUUCACAGAGCCGUGGUCCUGUCAGCUCAUCGCACCACAGCGCCUUGCUGAGCUCCAGUCGACCCCUCCGCCCCUUCCUGGGGUCACUGUGGAAGGACCAUGGCAGACACCGGGGAGGGGAAAAAGGAGGAGGCUGAUUAUAAAAGACUUCACAGCUUUCCACUGAUCAGGCACUCAGACAUGCCGGAGGAGAUGCGUGUAGAGGCCAUGAAGCUCUGUGUCACAGCAUGUAAGAAAUACUCCACCAACAACGAGAGCGCUGCCAAGAUGAUCAAAGAGAUGAUGGACAAGAAAUUUGGGUCCUCCUGGCACGUAGUGAUUGGGGAAGCUUUUGGCUUUGAGAUCACUUACGAGGUGAAGAAUCUGCUGUACAUGUUCUUCGGUGGCAACCUGGCCGUGUGUGUCUGGAAGUGCUCCUGACAUCUGGCUGGGUCCCAGACUUGCUGCAUACAAGGGAUUUCUUUCUUCUCUUGAUGGUUUUUGUACAAUCUGGAG